AUGAAAGGCCAGAUCGUGGCGGAUUUUAUAGUGGAUCAUGACAUGGUCGAAUCAUCCCUGAAUGUGGUCGACACCAUACCAUGGCGUCUAUAUUUCGACGGAUUGAGUCACAAAGACGGAACAAGAGUCAGGGUUUUGAUAUUAUCCCCUAAGGUAGGCCCGACGAAGUUUAAGUAUAAGAUCAACAAGAAGUGUUCCAACAACGAAGCCAAAUACGAGGCCUUAAUAGUAGGCCUUCAGCUUUUGAAAGAGUUAGGAGCGAGUCUAAUUGAAGGGAUGGGAGACUCGGAGUUGAUAAUAAAGCAAGUCACGCGCGAAUAUAAGUGCAUUAAGGGGAGUAUGCUGAAUAUCUUUGUGACUGCAACGCAGCUACUAGAACACUUCGAAGUUGCAGACAUAAGACAUGUGCCCAGGAGAGAGAACCAAGAGGCCAACAAGCUGACCCAAGUCGCUUCAGGGUAUAACAUGUCUAAGUCGAGGUUACAAAAUAUGAUCGAGGUUUGA
This is a messenger RNA of Lathyrus oleraceus (garden pea), 504 nucleotides long. RefSeq lists its product as uncharacterized. The transcript has a single exon. The record is from RefSeq and is a predicted model, not a curated record. The coding region runs from base 1 to 504 and encodes 167 amino acids. Gene Ontology annotation, molecular function: nucleic acid binding; RNA-DNA hybrid ribonuclease activity. NCBI's taxonomy places the organism in Eukaryota, Viridiplantae, Streptophyta, Magnoliopsida, Fabales, Fabaceae.